Salvelinus namaycush (lake trout) is the source of this 1152-nucleotide messenger RNA. RefSeq names its product gamma-aminobutyric acid receptor subunit beta-2-like. The record is from RefSeq and is a predicted model, not a curated record. Gene Ontology annotation, biological process: nervous system process; signal transduction; chemical synaptic transmission. Bases 1 to 1152 code for a protein of 383 amino acids. Gene Ontology annotation, molecular function: neurotransmitter receptor activity; GABA-A receptor activity; extracellular ligand-gated monoatomic ion channel activity. Gene Ontology annotation, cellular component: GABA-A receptor complex; synapse; neuron projection. Lineage: Eukaryota; Metazoa; Chordata; Actinopteri; Salmoniformes; Salmonidae. The transcript is spliced from 7 exons.
AUGGAGAUCACAACCACAGCAGCCUGUAUGAUGGAUCUGAGGCGGUAUCCUCUGGAUGAACAGAACUGCACACUGGAGAUCGAGAGCUAUGGCUACACCACUGAUGACAUUGAGUUCUACUGGCGAGGGGGAGAUGGAGCCGUGUCUGGGGUGGAGAGAAUAGAACUGCCUCAGUUCUCCAUCGUGGACUACAAACUGGUCUCCAAGAACGUGGUCUUCUCUACAGGUUCCUACCCCCGCCUGUCACUGAGCUUCAAGCUAAAGAGGAACAUCGGCUACUUUAUCCUCCAGACCUACAUGCCCUCGAUCCUGAUCACCAUUCUGUCUUGGGUCUCCUUCUGGAUCAACUAUGAUGCCUCCGCUGCCAGAGUGGCCCUGGGUAUCACUACGGUGUUGACCAUGACCACCAUCAACACCCAUCUGAGAGAGACUCUUCCUAAGAUCCCCUACGUCAAGGCCAUAGACAUGUACCUGAUGGGCUGCUUCGUGUUCGUCUUCCUGGCCCUGCUGGAGUACGCCUUCGUCAAUUACAUCUUCUUUGGACGUGGGCCCCAGAGGCAGAAGAGGGCCGCCGAGAAACUAGCCGUCGCCAACAACGAGAAACUCCGACCCGACCCCAAUAAGUGGAUGGUGGGAAAUGUAGUUCAGAGAGAUGAUGCUCUGUAUGCCAGAAUGAAACAGAGGGAAAUUGACGCGUAUGACACGAUGUGGGAUCCCAUCUUUGUGGACGAUGCCGCAUUAGGACUAGGCGAGCAAAGAAAUAAGAUGACCGCCUCCCUGACUGAUGACAACAUCCUGUUUGGUUCCCUGGAGAUGAAGAACGAGAUGGGGGGUGUUCCUCCUGAGCUGUCCAGGUCCCUGGGCCCUGGGGGUCUGGGUGACCCCCGCAACACCAUGCUGGCCUACGACAGCUCCACGCUGCAGUACCGCAGGGCCGCCAUGGCCCGCCAGAACUACGGCGGCGGACCCCACAGCGCCCUGGAGCGCCACGCCACCCAGAAGAAGUCCCGCCUACGGAGACGGGCCUCACAGCUCAAGGUCAACAUCCCUGACCUGGCUGAUGUGAACUCUAUCGACAAGUGGUCCAGGAUGAUCUUCCCUACCGUGUUCUCCUUCUUUAACGUGAUCUACUGGCUCUACUACGCACACUAA